AUGCCUUCCAUAUUAAACCCGAUCCUACCUGGUUUCAACCCAGAUCCCUCCAUUCUACGUGUAGGUGAUGACUAUUACAUAGCAACGUCCACCUUUGAAUGGUAUCCCGGCGUGCAGAUCCACCACUCCAAGGAUCUGGCCAACUGGGACCUCGUCAUCCGGCCGCUGAGCCGAAAGAGCCAGCUGGACAUGCGCGGAAACCCCGACAGCUGCGGCGUCUGGGCGCCGUGUCUCACGCACGACGGCGACAAGUUCUGGCUCGUCUAUACCGACGUCAAGCGCAAGGACGGGUCCUUCAAGGACACGCACAACUACAUUGUCCAUGCGCCCUCCAUUGCGGGCCCGUGGUCCGAUCCCAUUUAUAUCAACUCGUCCGGCUUUGACCCUUCCUUGUUCCACGACGAGGACGGGCGCAAGUGGUUUGUCAAUAUGCUCUGGGACCACCGCCGGCGGCCGAGAGCUUUUGCCGGCAUCGUGUUGCAAGAAUUUGACCCGGUCCAGGAGAAGCUCGUGGGCCCCAAUAAGAACAUUUAUCCCGGCACCGACCUGGGCCUCGUCGAAGGGCCCCAUUUGUAUAAACGCAACGGCUGGUAUUAUCUCCUGACGGCCGAGGGCGGCACGGGCUACGACCACGCGUGCACGCUGGCGCGGUCCCGGGAUAUUUGGGGCCCUUACGAGACGCAUCCCCAGGAGCACAUCUUGACAUCAAAGGAUCAGCCGUGGGCUGCUAUACAGCGAGCCGGCCAUGGAGAUGUCGUUGAGACGCCCGAGGGCAAGACGUACCUGGUGCAUCUGAGCGGCCGGCCCAUUACCCAGGCCCGGCGCUGCGUGCUCGGUCGUGAGACGGCGAUUCAGGAGGCGUACUGGGGCGACGAUGAGUGGCUCUACGUCAAGAAUGGACCGGUGCCGUCGUUGCGGGUUGAAGUGCCGGGCCAGCGGGACGAGGCGGCGUAUUGGGCGUCACGACACUACACAUUUGCGGACGGGCUGCCAAAGGACUUUCAGUGGCUGCGGACUCCGGAACCCGAACGUAUCUUUCAGACUCGGGCGGACGGGAAGCUGGUGCUGAUUGGGCGCGAGUCCAUCGGGUCUUGGUUCGAGCAAGCGCUGGUAGCCCGGCGGCAGACGCAUUUCUCGUACGAUGCCGAGACAGUUAUUGACUUUGCGCCUGAAGACGAGCGCCAGUUUGCUGGACUCACCGCGUACUACUGCCGCUACAACUUUUUCUAUCUUACGGUAACGGCCGACUCGGACGGUCGGCGCGAGCUGCUCAUCCAGUCCUCCGAGGCGUCUUGGCCAGACGGUAACCUCAAGACGCCGUUUGCUGAGCCCGUGUCUCUUCCCGACAAAGGAAAGGUGAAACUGACCUUACAGAUUCGAGGAAAAGAUCUACAGUUCUUCUACGCCCUAGAUGGCGAGGAGUUGAAAGAGGUUGGGCCCGUCUUUGAUGCGUCCAUCAUAUCCGACGAGUGCGGUGGGCAUCAAGCCCAUGGCAGCUUCACGGGCGCAUUUGUCGGGGUGGCUUGUUCGGAUCUCAACGGAACAGCGGCCAAGGCUGUGUUUGAUCAUUUUACCUAUACACCCGUCCAGCAUAAGAGUGACCGGUAUGAGAUAUGA
This is a messenger RNA of Pestalotiopsis fici W106-1, 1617 nucleotides long. RefSeq lists its product as uncharacterized. The transcript has a single exon. Gene Ontology annotation, molecular function: hydrolase activity, hydrolyzing O-glycosyl compounds. The coding region runs from base 1 to 1617 and encodes 538 amino acids. The record is from RefSeq and is a predicted model, not a curated record. Lineage: Eukaryota; Fungi; Ascomycota; Sordariomycetes; Amphisphaeriales; Sporocadaceae. Gene Ontology annotation, biological process: carbohydrate metabolic process.